Molecule: messenger RNA, 849 nt
Organism: Somion occarium
Lineage: Eukaryota; Fungi; Basidiomycota; Agaricomycetes; Polyporales; Cerrenaceae
Source: the annotation of a GenBank genome assembly
UCCUGAAAGGCGGUGAUGGACGUUGAUCCCAAUUUCGGCUUUGCUACGGCAGAGAUUCUCGCGUGGCCUCUCCAUGGUCAAAGAUUCAGAUCGGCGUCACCCCUUGAAUUCGUUCAUGGCACGGACAUGCUUACAAGCGCCUAUGACUUUUCGAUCACGAUCAGCUUUGUUGAACGUUCAACUAGAACCACGACACGGUAUCUACUGUGACUCCAGCCCAGUAAUUGAAGCUCUUUUGGGCAGGGUCCUGCGCGUGAUCUAUUAUGUGUGGAAAACUGCAUCGGCGUCGAAAUGAUGUAUCAAAUGCCAUUAUUCGCAAGCACAUAUGGAUGUAUAUGUAUAUCUCACUGCCGAUUGCAACCGGCGGUAUUCCCUUGCGCCACGGUGUUUGUGGGCCUAUAGGGAACACGUCAAAGGCAGGAUCUCUCCCUGGCCGGGCAACCGAACUUGUGCACAAUGCUGGUGUUUCCUACAUAUCAUCUUUUUGGACAAAGCGAGAUGUCCACUCACUCUGUGUUUCCAUACUGUAUAGCCAUUCAUGCUCAACAUCCUUAAACACUCAUACCCCAGCGAAUGUCUUUCGUCCACGAUGUAGCCGUUUCUCGUCCUACGGCGGAUAUUGGAGUGUUGUUAAGAGACCGGCCGGUGCCUUCACAAACUGCACCUCAUACUGAUGUUGAUCGAAAUACUGGAUGUACCCAUUGGCUCCAGUCAGCUGUGAAUGUUAUAGAUUACUAAAUUGUAGUUGGUCUCGAUAGGUUUGCCGUUUGUAGCUAGUAUGUGAGGGUAAUGACAAUGCUUUGUAUCAUAUCAUGAGAGCCAAAGCCACAAUCAACGGAUAUAUUGGAU